Durio zibethinus is the source of this 2223-nucleotide messenger RNA. RefSeq names its product small ribosomal subunit protein uS5c-like. Gene Ontology annotation, biological process: translation. Gene Ontology annotation, cellular component: ribosome; mitochondrial small ribosomal subunit. NCBI's taxonomy places the organism in Eukaryota, Viridiplantae, Streptophyta, Magnoliopsida, Malvales, Malvaceae. The record is from RefSeq and is a predicted model, not a curated record. Gene Ontology annotation, molecular function: structural constituent of ribosome; RNA binding.
ACACCAUGUUGAAAAUGUCUGGUCCAAUUUUAACCCAACCCGUUAGACACUGUUGUUCUUUUGGGGAUAAGCCUCUUGUUCUUUUAACUCUUUACAUUUAUCCAUGGCAACAGCAACAGCAGGAGCCCCAGCUCUCUCCUCCCUCGCCCUUCGCUCUUCUACUCCUUCCUUUUCAUUCCUCUUCCCCAAACCCACCAAACCCUUUUCUCUCUCCUGCUCAUUCCACUCCCUUUCCCUCACACCCCAAGCCAAAGCCUCCGACAUCAACACCUCCUUCUUCGACAACCUCAACCCCGAAGAAGACGUCGUCUUUGACCCACCAACACCCCCUGAAGGAUUCACCCCCACCUUCUUUCGACGAUGGCCCGAGGAAAUGGAGGACGAAAUCACUGCUGCCUAUGAGGAACUCUGUGGCCCAGCCUACAGUGGGAUCUCCGUUUUAGGCAACGACAUAAUGGACUCUAAGGUGAAGAAGACAAGUGGGUUUGGGAAGGUAAAGAAAGAGAAGGUAAGGGAUGGCUUCGAGGAAAGAGUGGUUCAAGCUAGGAGAGUUACUAAAGUGGUUAAAGGAGGGAAACAAUUGCAUUUUAGAGCCAUUGUUGUGGUUGGUGAUAAGCAAGGACAAGUCGGUGUUGGAGUUCGGAAAACUAGGGAGGUUAUUGCUGCUGUUCAGAAAUCGGCUGUGAAUGCUAGAGGGAAUGUCAUUACUAUUCCUAUGACAAAGUAUUUGACUUUCCCACACCGAUCUGAGGGUGAUUAUGGGGCAGCAAAAGUGAUGCUUAGACCCGCUGCACCUGGUACUGGAGUGAUUGCAGGAGGUGCUGUGCGAAUUGUUCUUGAAAUGGCUGGUGUUGACAACGCGUUGGGUAGGCAACUUGGAAGUAAAAAUGCCCUUAACCAUGGCAGAGCUACAGUUGUUCCAGUGCAGAAAAUGAAGCAGUUUCGUGAGGUUGCUCAAGAACGAGGGAUUCCCAUGGAAGAGCUUUGGAAAUGAUGGUCAUGGAAGCAGCUUCACCAUUUACCCUCAUACUCCACUGGCAAAGCAGAUUCAGUACACGAGGCUUUCAUAUUGUAAGUCAACCAACUACUAGAUUAAGACGUUUCUUUUUUUUAUUAUAAUUGAUGCUUUGCCUUCUAAUUUAAAAAAAAAAAUUUCCAAUUAAUUUUACUUUGAGCUUCUAUUUGAAUUUUUCUUUUUCAUUUUCAUAUGUUCUCUGAUGUCUGUGAAACACAAUUGCUUGAGAACUUGCCAUUUAUCAUGAUAUUGGCUGACAUUAUUUGCAUUAAUUACUUAAAUAUGAUGCUAUUUUGCAAGUUAAAAGUCCAUUGAAUAUCAAUUUGUUGAUCGUAGUCCGCAAAUCCUAAUUUGCAAGAAAGACGUGCCAGUAAAAUCUAAGCAUGAGCCGGCCAAACCUACUGACUUAGAAUCUUGUUCUAGACAACCUAAAGCUAAAAGUUAAGAUUAGCACUGCAGACUUGAUUCAAUGGUAAAACUGGCAGGCAUCAGCUGAAGCAUAGCCACCAUGACAACCAUUUCUAGACCCAGUCUUCUUGAUAAUAACAGAAAGCAGCAGUUCUGAGACUGUGUGACCCUACACCUUCAUAAAAGAACCCCUUGUUAAAGUCCCCUCCGUUUUGGAAUUUUACAAAUGUGCAUUCAAAGGUCUCUUAUGCUGUGUAGCUUCUACUGAGCUCCUCACAUCAUAUAGCUGAAACAUGGACAAUUUCUUUCUUGGAUUCUAAUUUUCUAAAAUCUGUUUCAGUUGCUGUUAGUUUGAGUUCUAUAGAAUGUUUAACAAGGGUUUGCUACCCUCAAGAACCAGUAAACCCCGUUGGCUAAAUUAGCUAACGAAAAUUUAGCUAACGAAAAUGAAAAAUUACAAAUAUCGGGCCCCAAAACAGGAAUCACAAGUAAAUCAACCCUGUUGGCUAAAGAAAUAGUGGUCCUAAUGUAGUAUAAUACCCAGCGUAAGACCCAUUUAGCACUACUAAGACUCUUUCAGGUUCUCAUUAGUUGCUUUCAUAACCAAAAAAGAGUCCACCGAGCAAAGAAGCAUAUCCCAGAAAAGCUAUUAGAAGUUGGAGAAGAAGAUGAAGAGAUAUACAGCGAAAGCAGAGAGGGAGAGAGAGAAACUACCCAUUUUUGCAUUUGUAGCAUAGCUUUCUUGCUCUGGUUGUAGUAGGCGAGAGAAAGGAAUUCCAUAUUUUGCAUGUUAAUGUGAA